Sesamum indicum (sesame) is the source of this 847-nucleotide messenger RNA. RefSeq names its product casparian strip membrane protein 1. Lineage: Eukaryota; Viridiplantae; Streptophyta; Magnoliopsida; Lamiales; Pedaliaceae. The record is from RefSeq and is a predicted model, not a curated record.
UCCAUUGGUGGAUUACAUGGGAAGAUCCAGAAUUGCUUUCAUAUGCUAAUUUGUAGCAGUCGAAGAAUGUUCUUGUUCAAGUCUCAGACUGCCUGAAUUCUAUUUAAACACAGACUCAGCUGAGGUAAGAACAUUGAAGCACGGGAGAAUGAAGCCAGAAGGAACAGCUGGUCAAGAAUCCAAAGAAUUAGGACUGAGGAGAGGAUUUCCAAUACUAGAACUUGUGCUCAGAGUUGUUGCAAUUCUUGGGACAUUAGCAAGUGCUGUGGCAAUGGGAACAACUGAUCAAACACUUCCCUUCUCCACGCAAACUGUGUUAUUCCAGGCUCAAUACGACGAUAUCCCAACUUUCAGGUUCUUUGUGAUCACAAAUGCACUAGUAUCUGGAUAUCUUGCAAUUUCUCUUCCUAUGGCCGUUUAUCACGUUAUCAGAACAGGAGCAGCAAAGAGUCGAGCAUUGCUGAUUUUCUUGGACGCGACAAUGUUGUCCGUACUAACUGCAGGAGCCUCCGCAGCAGCAGCCAUCGUAUAUUUAGCACACAAGGGGAACGCAUCAGCAAAUUGGCUUGCUAUUUGUCAACAGUACCAGAAAUUUUGCGAGCGAAUCACAGGAUCUUUGAUUGGUUCUUUUGGUGUAGUUCUUAUUUUUGUUCUGUUGAUCCCUUUGUCAGGUUUAGUAUUGACUAGGCAGCGGUUAUUGCCAAGAGUUGUGUGAUGAUGAGACAAUGAUCGAUGUGCUUCGUAGGUUGUACCAAUGGAUUAUGAAUUUUCGUUGCUACGACACUGCUGCGGAAUUUUGGUGGAAAAAAUUGCUAAAUGAUAUUCGUAGACUACAAAAUUUCCACUU